AUGUCCAACCCCUAUCUCCCACUAUCACCCUCUAGCUCAGCCGCACCGACGACUCCCUACUCCAGCACCCCCGGUCCAUACGCAACCGCCUCCUCAAGCCAAGAACCCACCACCCGCUCGCGCACACUCUUCUACCUUUCCGUCCGCGAUUCAAACCCCUUCUCCGAGACAUCUGGACGCAAUGCUUCAAAGAGGGCAGAGAGGCAGUAUGGGCAGCAUAUUAGCCUGGAUGAUGGGGAGGAGGAAGAGGGACUGAUUGGAGGGAGGGAGGGACAUACAGAGGUUGGGAUGAAGGGACUGCCACCGAAAUGGGUGGAUAUCAGUGAAGAAGUAGAGGAGAUCCUCGCUCGUGCCAAGCUGAAAAUUGCUGCGCUGGACAAGCUGCACGCAAAACACGUCUUACCAGGCUUUACGGAUCGUUCAGCAGAAGAGAGGGAAAUUGAAAGGCAGACUGAUUUCCGGCGGUGUACUUCUCUGACAGGCUCAGUACGGCCCUCACAAGGGGCACCUAGGGUGCAAGUCCUUACGGCGAAGAAUGUGCAACGAGGGCUGGCACAGAAGGUGCAAGAGCUGUCGGGACAGUUCCGGAAGAAACAGAGGGUGUAUAUGCAAAAGCUCCAAGGUCAUGCUAUCAAAAACAAAGACCUGAUGGUAGCCAGCGGGGCGAUCACGUUGAAAGGUAGCGAUGUCUUGGAUGAGCUGCAAGAAGACGAGCAGGCUGUGAGUGCCUGCGUUGUUCCCGGGCCCUGGCUAAUCCGUAUCCAGUCUCAAUCACAACUCCAAUCCCAAUCGAAGUCGCAAGCGGCUAUCUCGAUCGACAUUGACCAACGAUCCUCCGAAAUUAGCCAAAUCGCCUCUUCCAUUUCGGAACUAGCAGAGCUGUUUCGAGAUUUGGGAAACAUGGUGGUUGAGCAGGGGACGAUAUUGGAUAGCGUGGAGUACAAUGUGCUGCAGGCCAAUCAGCAGAUCACGGAAGGAUUAGGAGAACUGAAGGUUGCUCAAAAGUAUCAAGCAAGAACAGGAAGACGGAAGUGCAUCUUCUUCCUCAUCUUGUGUAUCUUCGCCCUCAUCCUUAUUCUCAUCUACAAACCACAUUCCGACUCUUCCUCUACGCCUUCACCGACUGCCUCAGCUUCCGGGAGCGAGGGGAUGAUAUUCCCUUCACCAUCUAGUGGGACUGUAGACGCUGGCGAUGGGUUUACAGAAGGAGAAGGAGAUGAUGAGAUGGAGGGGAUAGUGUUGCCGAGUGGGGUUGAACGAGUCUCACGGGGCGCUGCUUCGCCGACACUGGCGCGCAGAUCUCGGGCUCGGGCCAAGAGGCGGAUCGAACAGCUCGAUUAGACAUAGAUGGUUAGAGAGGCUGUAAAGUCCUGUACGAUACGUGUACAGAUGGGGUACGCAUGUUCAAUCGUAUGCAGAACGAAACAACGAGGACAUGUUACUGGUUCAAACUUUUUGUCGACCGUUAUGAGAGCUAAGUCCUAUGAUCCCUCGAGCUGCUCUUUUUUCCAUGCUUUGAAGCCUUUCUAGCGUGUUCGCUCUGGUCACCGGUAGCCCGACGGUUUGUAGUCGCUGCCUUCCUGUUGUCCCACCAGUAUGCCUCCACAUGGUGACAUGAUACUACUGAUUCAUACUCCUUGUCAACCGUCAUGCGAGCCGAAUUCUAUAAUCAUCGCAAGCGUCCCU
This is a messenger RNA of Cryptococcus amylolentus CBS 6039, 1686 nucleotides long. RefSeq lists its product as hypothetical. Bases 1 to 1341 code for a protein of 446 amino acids. The record is from RefSeq and is a predicted model, not a curated record. Gene Ontology annotation, biological process: vesicle fusion; intracellular protein transport; vesicle-mediated transport. The transcript is spliced from 6 exons. Gene Ontology annotation, cellular component: SNARE complex; endomembrane system; membrane. Gene Ontology annotation, molecular function: SNAP receptor activity; SNARE binding. NCBI's taxonomy places the organism in Eukaryota, Fungi, Basidiomycota, Tremellomycetes, Tremellales, Cryptococcaceae.